UGAGUUUUAUCUUUGAUGCUAUCCACACGUCAAAGUACACGUACCUAUAUUUAUUUAUAUAAGCCGUUUCUGCAAAGCUUCUGAUGCAGAUUUCAUCGAUCUCAGUCAUGAGAUUCCGCUCCAUACAACUUCUCAAUGCCAAUGGCAAGUACGUGUCAGGAAACAACACCAAGAGUGUUGUUGCUAUUUUGCUUCCAUUCGCUGUGCUUCUCAUCAUGUUAACGUUUUCUAGAAACUCUCAUAAUUAUUUUUCCUCUCCUGAGAUAUAUGCCACCAGCAGUAGUUUGGAUUUUAACGUCACCACGGAGAUGAAAACAUGCAACGUCUUCUCUGGAGAGUGGGUUCCGUACAGUGAAGGACCUUAUUACGACAAUGAGACUUGCAAUUUGAUAAUUGAUCAGCAAAACUGCAUCAAGUUUGGGAGACCUGACAGAGAGUUCCUCAAAUGGAGGUGGAAGCCCCAUGAGUGCGAGCUUCCACUCUUUGAUGCUACCCUUUUCUUGAAGCUUGUCACUGGAAAAUCCAUGGCCUUUGUUGGUGACUCUGUCGGGAGAAAUCAAAUGAAUUCUUUGUUGUGCCUCCUAAAUCAUGUUGCUCGUCCUGAGGAUAUUUCCAAUAGAUACAGUACAGAUCCCAUAUAUUUCCGACGGUGGUUCUAUGGCGAUUACAAUUUUACCCUCGUAACACUAUGGUCCCCAUUUUUGGUGAGGACCAGCGAUGCUGACCUUAAUGGUCAUUCUGACAACAGCCUCUUGAUGAACCUGUAUCUAGAUAAGGCAGAUGAAUCAUGGACAAGUGAGGUUAAAAACUUCGACUUUGUCAUCAUUUCAGCUGGCCAAUGGUUCUUUCGGCCACUAAUGUUCUACGAAAAAGGCCAACAAGUAGGGUGCCACAAGUGCCAGCAGAAGAAUAUCACAGACCUUAGUCACUACUAUGGAUACAGAAAAGCCUUCCGAACUGCAUUGAGAACCAUAGCGAGUCUCAAAGGGUACAAGGGGGUGACAUUUUUGAGAACAUUCUCUCCAGCACACUUUGAGAACGCUGAGUGGAACAAAGGAGGUAGUUGCGAGAGGACAAGGCCUUACAGCAAGGAAGAUGUUGAGUUUGAUGGCUACAUUUUUGAGAUGUAUGCGACUCAAGUGGAGGAGUUUAGAGUAGCUGAAAAGAAAGCAAAGAAGAGGGGUUUGAAAUUUUUGAUGAUGAAUACCACUGAAAUUAUGCUGCGGAGGCCUGAUGGACAUCCUAAUAACUAUGUCUAUGGACGUAAAAUGAAUAAUAAUAAUAAUGUGACGAUUCAUAGUGAUUGUGUUCAUUGGUGCUUGCCAGGUCCUAUUGAUGCAUGGAAUGAGUUUUUGUUGUAUAUGUUGAAAAUGGAAAGUCAGAAAUCGUUCAUUUCAUCGUUACAGAGAUUUGUAUAGGGCAUUAGAUCUGUCACAUGUUAGACACUUGAAACAUUUGUUUUAGGUUGCCAUGGUAAAUUAAAGUAUAAUGUAUUUAAUUAGGUACAAUUGACUAUUGAUUCCUGAAGAAAAUGUAAAGCAAUUUGUGGGGACAUGUAUUUUUUU
Molecule: messenger RNA, 1565 nt
Organism: Cajanus cajan (pigeon pea)
Lineage: Eukaryota; Viridiplantae; Streptophyta; Magnoliopsida; Fabales; Fabaceae
Product: protein trichome birefringence-like 19
Cellular component (GO): Golgi apparatus
Molecular function (GO): O-acetyltransferase activity
Source: RefSeq, a predicted model, not a curated record